Messenger RNA from Miniopterus natalensis, 1140 nucleotides. NCBI's taxonomy places the organism in Eukaryota, Metazoa, Chordata, Mammalia, Chiroptera, Miniopteridae. The record is from RefSeq and is a predicted model, not a curated record.
AUGGGCAGUGUUGAGAGGAGGAGGGAAGGAGGCUGGGUGGGGCCGAGCAAGGACGAUGCUCCCCACUGUGUCCGUGCAGGUUUGCCCCUGAGGCUGGUGAAUGGCAGAGACCGGUGUGAGGGCCGCGUGGAGGUCCUGUACCAGGGCGACUGGGGCACCGUGUGUGACGACAGCUGGGACACACAGGACGCGGACGUCGUCUGCCGGCAGCUGGGCUGUGGCUACUCCUUGUCAGCCCCUGGGCGGGCCCACUUCGGUCAGGGCUCCGGGCACAUCCUCUUGGGCGAUGUGUACUGCUUGGGGUGGGAGUCCCACCUAUCCAGCUGCCCCCACAGGGGCUGGUACAACCACGAGUGCAGACACGAGGAAGACGCCGGAGUCGUGUGCUCAGGUAGUGCGCCCAUCGCCUUGCCUCCUCCAGAUACAUGGCCAACUUCAUCCACAACAGCACAAACAAGUAUAACAGACUCGAGUUUGGCCCUGAGGCUGGUGAAUGGAGGUGACCGCUGUCAGGGCCGGGUGGAGGUCCUCUACCGAGGCUCCUGGGGCACCGUGUGUGAUGACGAAUGGGACACCAAUGAUGCCAAUGUGGUGUGCAGACAGCUUGGCUGUGGCUGGGCCAGGUCUGCUCCAGGAGGUGCCCGGUUUGGUCAGGGCUCAGGGCCCAUCCUCCUGGAUGACGUGCGCUGCUCAGGGCACGAGUCCUACCUGUGGAACUGCCCACACAGAGGCUGGUACUCGCACAACUGUGGACAUGGGGAGGACGCCGGUGUCAUCUGCUCAGGGUUCUGGACAGACUCGAGUUUGGCCCUGAGGCUGGUGAAUGGAGGUGACCGCUGUCAGGGCCGGGUGGAGGUCCUCUACCGAGGCUCCUGGGGCACCGUGUGUGAUGACGAAUGGGACACCAAUGAUGCCAAUGUGGUGUGCAGACAGCUUGGCUGUGGCUGGGCCAGGUCUGCUCCAGGAGGUGCCCGGUUUGGUCAAGGCUCAGGGCCCAUCCUCCUGGAUGACGUGCAGUGCUCAGGGCACGAGUCCUACCUGUGGAACUGCCCACACAGAGGCUGGUACUCGCACAACUGUGGACAUGGGGAGGACGCCGGUGUCAUCUGCUCAGGGCCGGGCUGUGCCUCGGGCUGGUAA